Coniosporium apollinis CBS 100218 is the source of this 1455-nucleotide messenger RNA. RefSeq lists its product as uncharacterized. Gene Ontology annotation, cellular component: membrane; cytoplasm; intracellular membrane-bounded organelle. Gene Ontology annotation, biological process: sphingosine biosynthetic process. The record is from RefSeq and is a predicted model, not a curated record. The coding region runs from base 1 to 1455 and encodes 484 amino acids. NCBI's taxonomy places the organism in Eukaryota, Fungi, Ascomycota, Dothideomycetes. The transcript has a single exon.
AUGGGCGCGACGCCGUCGAAGGACUCGCAAUGGACCGGCGAGGUGGACGGGAAGAGGGUUGAGUUCACCUACGACCGCGACAAGGACCAGAAACAGCUCAGAUACCGGUACAAGAAGAGCGGGCGCCACGUCAAAAUCGAUGGAGACAACAUCAUUGGCCUGUUCUCUGUUCCCAGAGGAGGUGUAUCCGCUUCAUCGCUGCUUUACGUCAAAGGCGCCAACCAACCGCCCGACGGGAAGAACGACCAGCAAGUCCCCACCUUCAGGUCUCUGGUCGCGACUGGGCUGCCGGAAGACUUCAUCCAGAACUUCAGAAUAGACACCAAACUGCUAGACCUGCAGCAAGAGGCCGUCGCCCAGAGUACCGACACCCCCAACAUCCACGUCAUCGUAUCCACGCUCUCCGGCACCGGCCUAGCCAAAGGCUUCUUCCAAGACGUCGUCCGCCACGUCCUGGGCCACAUCGGCUUCCGCGAAGGGAAAGACUACCUCGUCCACCACACGCGUUCCUCCACCACCGUGACCGAAAUCGCGACCUCCGUCUUCCUCCCCCGCGCCAACGAUGGCGUCCCGCAACACAUUAUCCUCCUCUCCGGCGACGGCGGCGUGCUCGACACCAUCAACGCGCUUCUCUCGCGGCCGCAGAGCCCAGCCUACGUAGCGCCUGUAGUCGCCCUCCUACCCAUGGGCACCGGCAACGCGCUCGCGCACUCCCUCGGCAUCAGCAGAGACCACACCCUCGGCCUCGCGACCUUCGCACGCGGCACGCCGAAGCCUUUGCCCCUCUUUCGCGCGGCUUUCUCCCCCGGCGCGCGCCUCCUUGUCGACGAGAGCCGCCGCGAAGAACGCCUACACUCCGAGGACGGCACCCCAGUCCUCUACGGCGCCGUCGUCUGCAGCUGGGGCUUCCACGCCGGGCUAGUCGCCGACAGCGACACGGUCGAGUAUCGGAAGUACGGCGCCGAGCGGUUCCAGAUGGCUGCGAAGGCGGCGCUGUUUCCGGAGGAUGGGUCGCCGCCGCAUCGAUACCGGGCGAAGGUAUCGGUGUUGCGGAAGAGUGCGGAUGGUGGGGAGAAGUGGGAGGUUUUGGAGAGGGAGGAGCAUAUGUAUGUCUUGACGACGCUGGUGUCGAGUCUAGAGAAGGGAUUUACGGUUUCGCCGGACUCGAAGCCGCUGGAUGGGAGGCUGAGGUUGGUGCAUUUUGGACCGAUGGGUGGGGAGGAGGUUAUGCGGGUAAUGGGGCUGGCCUAUCAGGGCGGUGGGCAUGUCAAAGAGGAGGCGGUUGGUUAUGAGGAUAUUGAGGGGAUGAGGAUCGAUUUUGAGGGAAGAGAAGACGAUCCGCGGUGGAGACGGAUAUGUGUAGAUGGGAAGAUCAUACGCGUGGAGAAGGACGGCUGGGUGGAGGUUAGGAAGGAUCCGAGACAUGUGUUAGACAUUCUGAACAUAUCGAGUUAG